Messenger RNA from Gambusia affinis (western mosquitofish), 4924 nucleotides. Its product is annotated as trichohyalin-like. The record is from RefSeq and is a predicted model, not a curated record. NCBI's taxonomy places the organism in Eukaryota, Metazoa, Chordata, Actinopteri, Cyprinodontiformes, Poeciliidae. Gene Ontology annotation, molecular function: transcription coregulator activity; double-stranded DNA binding. Gene Ontology annotation, cellular component: nucleus. The transcript has 12 exons. Bases 231 to 4247 code for a protein of 1338 amino acids. Gene Ontology annotation, biological process: regulation of transcription by RNA polymerase II.
GAAUGGGCCAAUAUGGCGGCGAGCGUCAGAAUGUAGCUUCGCAACGGGAUGUUUUAUUUAAACUACUGUUGAUUCAAGAAGAUUGUCUUUUAGUUUUAGGUGAGCAAACGGAAAUGCGAACAUUUUAUAAAACCACAAAGACUAUCUGAACCGUUUCCGGUUAGACUGGCUGAUAAUUAGCACACCCGCUAGCUAGCAGCUUUCCUUGAGUGGCUUUCUGGAGCAGCAGGAUGUCCGGAAAACUCAGUAAUCCUCUGAAGGCCGGCGACCUGGUGUUCGCCAAGAUGAAAGGCUUUCCUCACUGGCCGGCUCGGGUCUGUAAAUCAGAGAACGGCUACAGGAAGCGAGUCCCGGUCUACUUUUUCGGGACCCAUCAGAUAGGCUCCGUCACGCCGGAGAACGUCGCUCCGUACGUCGGCAACAAGCUGAAGUACGGCAGCGGCGUCCGCAUCAAAGGCUUCUCUGAGGGCAUGUGGGAGAUCCAGAACACGCCCGGCCUCGGCAGCAAACUCAAGGUUCAACCGAAGACCUGCACUAAAAAAACACCAGCAAAACCAGCUGCUUCUUCUACUACACUCUCCAGAAAAACUCCUGCAGCUAAAACUCCUGAUGGAAAACCUAAAGGAGCUUCUGCUCCCACUAAGUCUGAGUGCAACACUAAACCUGCUUCAAGCAGAAGCAUCCCGAGUCGAGCUUUGGGUGAGAAAGAAAGUUCAGAGAGAUCCACAAGAACGUCGUUUCGAUUGGCUCCAGAUAAAACAACCCAGACCAAACAAGAUCUGGACGCUCCAGAUCGUCCUGCAGCGACUAGAUCCUCUUCCAGAUUGACUCCUGAUCAACCUGUAGAAACAAAGCGAGAUAAAGAAACACUAGACUGUACCACAGCUACAAGAUCCUCGUCUAGAUUAGUUCAAUCUGUAGAACCAAAACUAGAUAAAGAAACUCCAGAUCAUGUCGAGGCUCUAAGAACCUCGUCUAGAUUGUCUCCAGAUGAAAACAUGAACUCUGCACUGGGCAAAGAGUCUGCAGAACCUCCUGCAGCUGCAGGCGGGUUGUCUAAGUCCGAUCCAGAUGACUUCACACAGUUUACAGAGUCUACAGAGCGUAGAGAGUUUAGAUUAGAGUUAACCAGGUUAUCUUCUGAUGGAACAACAGAGUCCAGUCAGGGUGAAGACUCUGCAGAUCAGACUGCAUCCAGGUUGGCUCCAGAGAAACCAACAGACUCCAAACUGGAAAAAGAAACCAGAGAAGAAGGUACCACGGAGUCCAACCAGGUUAAAGAACCAGCAGAGCAGCCGGCUGCUACUAGAACCUUAUCCAGAUUAGCUCCAGAGAAACCAACGGGUCCAAAGCCGGAUCAGGAAGCAGGAGAGGUUGCCACGGCAACGAGAAGCAGGAGGUCGGCGAGCGGUGGGUCACUGGCAGAACGAUUGAACGAAAAGGAAACUCUAAUUCAGACUAAAGGAGAGGCGAGAUCAGGAAGAGCUUCUUCUGCCUCUGAUGGAAAACCUGCAGCAGGAUCGACAGGAAGUAAACCUCAGGCCAAGAAGGAAACGGCGAGCAGCGGCGAGCAGGAAGCUGCUGCAGGACGAGUUUCAACCCGGAGCAGAGCCACAGAAUUAAAGCUCAGUGACAUUCCUGACUUACCGCCUUCCAGGAAGAGGAGAAAAGAUGCAGGAAAGGAAAAGAACCAGGAGGCCAAGAGGAAGAAAGAGGAGAAGGACGAGAAACUGAGUCUGAGCAGCGAGGACAGGAUGAAAGAUCAGAGUGAGAGCAGAGCGUCAAAAAGAAAGAUGGAGGAGGAGAAAACCGAGGAAGGAAGAGAGAAAGUAAAGACGAGGAGGAGCAGGAAAGAAAAGGAGGCAGGAGAGAAAGAAAUGAAGAGAAUAAAGAUGAGAAGAGAAGAAAACUCUGAGGGAAUAAAUAAGAGGAAGGAUGAGGAAGAGACAAAAACAUCUGAGAAAACAAAAAAGAUCCAAAAGGAGAUAAACGAGAAACACGGAGACAGAAGAGAAGAAAUGAAGGUCAGUAGGACGGAGGGAGAGAGAGAAUCAUCUGAGGAGACAAAGAGAGGAGAGAAAGACGAGGACAAAACAGAGGGAAUAAAAACUAAAAAAGUUCAAGAAGGGGAGGAGAAAACUGAAGGAACAAAGACAAAGAGAUCAGAGGAGGAAGAGAAACAUCAAGAAAACCUGGAAGCAAAGAAGACGAGGAGCGAGGAGGAAGAAAUGGAGGGAAAGAUGAGCAAGAAAAGCAAGAAAGAAGAGGAGAAAAUGGAGAACAAAACCAGCAAAGCUGAGAAAACAGAAGAAAGAGGAGAAGGAAUGAAGGUCAGGAGAGCCGAGAGAAAAGAGGAGGAAGAGGAACGAGUGAAGACCAGGAGAGGUGAGAGUAAGGAACUGAAGGACGACAAGAAAACCAAAGAGAGAAGGAAAAGAAAGAAAGAAGAGAAAGAUAGACCAGAACCAAGUUUAGAGAAAACAAGAGGAAUGAAGCAGAAGACGACAAAAGAUUCAGAUGGAGAGAAAGAUAUGAGGGAGGAGAGGAGGAGAAAGGAGAAAGAGAAGAAGGUAGAGAAGAAAAGAAAACAUAAGGGCAUGGGAGAGGAGGAAGAAAAGAGAGAACUGCAAUCUGCAAGACGAGAGGAAGAGGAGGAGGUGAAGGAGAGAACGGAUGGAGGGGAGGAGAGAGAAGAGGAGAAGGAAGACGAGAGGCAGGAGCAGCUGGCGGCGCGGAGGGAGAGUCUGAUCGAGUCGCUGAGAGAUCUGCUGAAGACCAAGGAGAUGACCAAGAGCUGCCAGGACGGAGGAAAGAUGGCCGACAGGAAGACGCCACCCAAAGGUGGAGAGGAAAGACGGAGAGGAGAGAAGACAGAGAGAGGAGGGAAACUGUCCACCAGAAAACCAACGAGCGAGACGAAAGGAGAGAGAGCGUCCAACCAAAGGACAAGUUCAGACAUGAAGGAAGAGAAGACGAAUGAAGGCACCAGAAGAGACAAGAUGGCCACCAGGAAGUCCACAGCUGAGAGGAAGAAGACAAAUAAACGAGUGGAGAAGGAUUCAAGGCAAAAGACGACAGUGGAGACGAAGGAGAGUGAAGACGGGAUGGAGAGAGGAACGAAGAAAACCACAGAGGACAAGACUGGUGGGAAGGAGGAAAAGAUGUCUACUGGAGGGUCAGCUGUGGAGGUGAAGAAAGAUGGACAGAAGGUAGAAAAGGACGAGAGGAAAGAGAAGACCAAGAGCAAAGAAGAAGACGAGACGAAGCAGCAGAAAGACGAGAGGAAGAUAAUCGGAAAGAUCGUUAAAGCCAAUCAGGGAACGAAGAUCCAUGUGAAGACCAUGAUGGGAGGACUGACCAAAGGAGCUGGAGAGGAGGAGGUGAAGAAGAAGAAAGAGGAGGAUGGAGGGAGAAAGGAGGAGGUGAAGAAGACUAUAAAGAUGGAAAAAGAAGAAAAAACAGAGAAGGCAGCCAAGAAGUCUGAUGCUAAAAACUCAGAAACAGAGGAGAAAAGAAUGAAGAAUGAAGCUGAAGACAAGAUGACAAGAAAAAGGGAAGAGCAGAAAAAUCCGGGAGGCAGGAAGGAAACAGAGGGGAUGAGAUUAACCCGGGAACAGAGGAAGAAACGUGAUGGUGAGUCUCAGGAAAAGAAAAAAGAGAGAACCAGAUCGCGGCAACUGGAGGAGAGUAAACCACAGAAGAAGAACAAGGAAGAGAAGAAGAGUGGAGCCGACCGAGCGCCGGCUGCAGCUGAAGGUUUACGGAUGGAAUCUGCUGCCAAAGACACGGCGCCAGCGGAGAAGGAGGGCACUGAAAGAGAGAGUCCGACCGGGACGGAUCAGAAGAACUCCAGCUCAACGCUGACGGACUCGACUCUGCACCGGAUCAACGGAGACCUCCGCAUCUCUCUGAAGACGGACAAACCCGACAUCAGGAAGUGUCUGUCGGCGUUGGACCAGCUCAGCAUGCUGUAUGUGACGUCUGAACACGUCCAGAGGCACAGCGAGCUCAUCGCCACGCUCAGGAAGAUGCGGUACUACCGGGCCAACCAGGCCAUCAUGGACAAGGCCUCCAUGCUCUACAACCGCUUCAAGAACGCCUUCCUGGCCGGCGACGGCGAGGAGGUGGUGAGCGCCGCCUUCCUGCACUCGCUGCUGCAGGACGACGAGACGCAGCUGAUGAGGGAGAAGGAGGAGGCGAGCGAAGGAGAGGCGGAGGAGCUGGAAGCAAAAGUGGAUUCCUCCUGAGACCCGGACCGGACUGGACUGAACCGGACCGGACUGGACCGAACUGAACCGGACCGGACUGGACUGAACCGGACCGGAACCGGCUCUGGUCCCGUCACAGCAGCUGCUGUAGUUCCUGCUGGACGUCCUGCUGUAUUUCCUGUCCCAGUGGAAACAUGUGUCACGUCUCCCACUUAGUUUUUGAUUUAAUCUUUAAUUUCAGUCGGCAGCAUUAAUACUGAUUUAAACCUUUAGAGUCUUUUAAUUAAACUUUAACUGAAACACUGAGUAACUUGUGCUAAUUUUUACUUCCUUGUAAAGUUCCUAAUCUCACACUUGAACUCCUCUGGUGCAUUCGUCCGUCUUGCCCUCAGAGAAGGGGCUGAUGGGAAACGUAGUUGUUCUUUGACGGUGUUUUAUUUAAACGUGUGUGAAUGAAACAUAAAGCAUUAAACCAGGCAGGAUGCUGUGAAACCUGCAGAACGGUGCUGCAGAGAUCAGUCUGAGUUGUUUUUGUAAAAAUCUGGACCUUAUUUUGAUUUUAUUUUUUAAAGUUGCUGUUUCUCCAGGUGUUUUUAUUUGUGUGUUUGUUAGUUUUCAGUAGUCUGUGACCGACUGCUGCUGCUGCUGCUGUCUUGUAAAUCUGUAUUUUUCUGAUGUUUUCCACAAACAUGAUUGAAUUAAAAUCCUAAUCAGUG